Messenger RNA from Hibiscus syriacus, 412 nucleotides. RefSeq names its product auxin-induced protein 15A-like. The record is from RefSeq and is a predicted model, not a curated record. Bases 38 to 340 code for a protein of 100 amino acids. Gene Ontology annotation, biological process: response to auxin. Lineage: Eukaryota; Viridiplantae; Streptophyta; Magnoliopsida; Malvales; Malvaceae. The transcript has a single exon.
CAAACCUUUGAUCUUCUUCUUCUUCUUCUUCUCUAAGAUGGGUAUUCAACUAACCGGUCUAGCUCAAGCGAAACAAAAGCUGCAGCGAACGCUCUUGGGACGAAUCGGGAACGCGAUGGUAACAUCGAAUGUUCCGAAAGGCCAUGUUGCAGUUUAUGUUGGGGAAGGCAAUAGGAAAAGAUUUGUGAUUCCUAUAUCUUACUUGAACCAUCCAUUGUUUCAAGACCUUUUGAAUAGAGCCGAGGAGGAAUUUGGAUUUAACCAUCCAAUGGGUGGUAUUACAAUCCCAUGUAGUGAAGAGUACUUCAUCAGUUUAACAACAUCAUUGAACUGUUCAUAGAAGCUUCCUGCACUAAAAAUGGCUGCAGAAAACAUAAAGUUGUUGCAGUAAAAGCCAAGAAAAGAGCAGUCU